Messenger RNA from Spirodela intermedia, 4388 nucleotides. The record is from the annotation of a GenBank genome assembly. Lineage: Eukaryota; Viridiplantae; Streptophyta; Magnoliopsida; Alismatales; Araceae.
AUGAGGUCACUGUGGAAGCUGGCCACUUCUCCCGCAUCUCUCGCAGUGUUGUCGGUCGCCGUUGUGAUUACUGCUGCCCUCGUAGGCUACACGUACAAGAAGCCGACCCGGCAGGUGAGUCUCUUUCAUGUUCUUCAGACCAUGUGCAGCCUGGAUAGUCCUAGGAUAAAUUUCGUGGGGAAUUUCCUUUUCCAAUAUGCGGGAAUGUCCCUUUCGAUUCACUUUAGAGUCAACACAACUCUUUGCUGACAAAUCCCUCGGUUAAUCUGAUAUUUUCGAGAAUUCAUUGCAUAGUCUAAUAGAUUCCUUUUACUUCUUGUUCAUUUCUUCCUUUCUGCGUUACCAUUAGAGGCUUUGGACCACCGAUGAGAUCGUCUUGUACAAUGGAACGGAUGAAGGAACACCUAUACUGUUAGGCAUAUUGGGGUAUUUUUCUCCUUUCCUCUUCUUUCGAAUUUUAUUUUUUCCGCGAUCUGGAAAAUUCCCUGUUUAAUUGAUUGGCUUAAGGAGGAUCGGAUGUUUUUCCUGGACUGCAGUUCUGUCUUUGAUGUGACAAAGGGUAGAUCACACUAUGGCCCGGGAGGGGGCUACCAUCACUUCGCAGGGAGGUUAGUGACGACUCAACCUGCCUCGUAUGUUAUUUGCCGCGUUUUCAUCUUUCUCUGGUCGUUGGGUGCGCCUGAAUCUUUCUUUUGUUCUGUAAACUUUCUUCCAAAGUCCUGGUUAUAUUAUCUAUCUUACUUUUCUUGGGCAUUAGUUUUAGCUUCGGUAAUGCUUGGGUCGGCAGUUCCAACACCCGUAUCGAUUUCAUUUCUGAGUAGAGCAACCUGGCCUGAUGCGAAAUGGGCUCUACUUGGUCGCGGCAAUUUGAUACUGUGGCCAAACUGAACCUGAGAACUUCUAAGCGCUUAGCCAGGUGUGAAGUUUUUGUUUCUCUUCUGGUCGAAAUACACUACUAUACUAUUUAUGGAAUAAACAUGGGUAAACUCCGCGAGAAGAUGCAUAAGGAAGCUUACCCAAUGGGAAGUCUUUGAGGUGUCGCAAACGGGAAAGUGUGACUAAGUAUAACUGCAAAAAAUUGUUUUAUUCCGAAAAUAGUCUGAUUAUAUUUUUAUGUUUGAAGCCUUAUUUUAAAGAACGAAUAUUUUGGGAGAAAUUUUCUUCGUUUUACCCAUUUUAUAUAUUUGAAGGUUGUCGUGCAAAUGUUUUGGAAUAUGGAAGAACAUACCACCUGUGUAGAACAUAGCACCUGUUCAAAGAGGCACCAUCAAAGUAACUAAAUUUAUGUUGGUGUGUCCUUGGGAUAUCAGAUGGGCAAAGGAAGAGCAUUGCAAUGCCGGAAGACAAAUGUUAUGAUGAAGAGUCUUUGGAUGGGAAGGUUUUUAGUGCUCUAUCAAAUAUCUAAAAGAAAAUUAAAACAAGACCAGUCAUGGGAUACAACUCAAUGUAAGCUCUGGGGCGAUGGAUAAGUAAAUACUUCGAAAUAUAGUCUCUUAUCAACUUCUGAAGAUGAGGGAUGCCGAUUGUGAAAGCGUUGCAUCUGAAAUUAGAAUAUUGUUUUCUAAAGUGUCAAUAGGUGGAUGCUUCCUCACUCAGGAAUGAAGUUGCUGACCAUCUGCUUGUGGAUUGCGGUGUUGUUCCAUGCAAGAACAUUUUUCGGAUUUUUUGAGAAUUAAGGAUGAACUGUUUUUGUUUCGUUUUAUCUCAUGAUUCCAUGGUACCCUGAAUGCACCAAGUUAAAAGAAUGCCAGGCAAUACUAUUACCUGUGAUGAUUUGGACCAUAGACUAGGAAAAAGGAAAAAGAGAUCUCAAUUUAGUUUAGAAAUCUGGAAGGUAUCGUUGGUUUCCUAAUUGCAUUUUUUUAGUUUGAGACUUGACAUACUAGCAUAGUGUUUACUAUGAGCUUGUGCGCCAAUCGAGAUCAUGACUCCAGCCUCCAAUGCAAAGGAGCGGUACCUCCAGGAUUUGAUGAUGCUCUUCAUCUAUGUUUUUCGGCAUUUAUGCCGGGGAUGCUCCUUCUAGUUCGUUUUUAUUCCUUUUGAAUUUCACGGUCCAAGAAUUUCAUCUAGUCCCUCAUAAGUGGCUGUAGUCUUCAGCAAACAAUCCUUUCCCGCUUGAAUUGCCCGUGGAUAUCAAAGGGCUCAUAAGAAGGGUAGAUAUAUUUUCUUAAACCUGAGUCUGCUUCUGGCGUGAUACUUUUCCAGCUUCACAAACGAUUCCUCCUCAAAUUGGGGUUACUUUUCCGUGACGCGUAUGUAAGCUCUGUCAAAGACUCAUACCUCCUGUUAGUGUGAAAUGGUGUUAAUCCGACUGACCAAUAUUUAUAGACUGCGUCUUCUGAAUCAUCAGAAUUUUUAAAUUUAUCUGCUUUUCCUUAAGGGGGCUUGGAUAUUGUAAAUUGAAAAUAGUGCUGUAAUUUAGUUACCGAUUCAGGAUUUCAUCAUGUCAACUCAUGUGAGCCCGCAUUUUUCUUGGUUUGGAUUUCAGGGAUGCAUCAAGAGCAUUUGUUUCAGGAAAUUUUACAGGUAUGAAAAACUGUAUGUAUUAUAUGAUUAUGAUUACUGAUUAUGCCGUUACUUAAUAACAACCAAACCAAUUAAAACAGAUGGCAUGCAAGAAGUGCAAUUACAUAGAAAAAAUGUCUACCUAAUGCCCCCUUAUGUGCCUUUCUGCCAUUAUUUCUUACGUGUUCUUACAUUUCAAUGGGAUGUUAAACCUUUCUUGAUCUGAUCAACCGCAAUAAAUUAUCUGACAUUGCAAUGAAAUAAUUAUUUCUAGUUUAUCAUCUUCUCUUGGGCAUACAUAAUGAUUACUUAUGCCUUUUCUAUCUUACUUAAAUCUUCUGACAUAUUAAGAUGAUUAUUUUUUCUUGAUGUAUCUUAUAUAUAGAAAUUCUGAAUGUUUUUAACUAUAUUUUCUCCUUACAAGUAUGAGGAUCCCUAAUGUAUUUGACACAACUAAUUUAUGACUGAAUUUUUUCAUUUUUUUUAAUCAGGGGAUGGCCUAACUGACUCAUUGCGUGGCUUGUCCAGUGUCGAGGUAAUGAACUUUGGAGGUUGUAAUCCACAUGAUACUGAUGAAAUGAAGAUUGCAUAUGAAUGAGGAGAGUCGCUCCUCAGGCCCCCCACCCCAGAAACAAUCAAAAGAAACUAAUAUGGAUGAACAUACUCUGGAUCAUAUCUUAAAACGUCAAAAAUACUUCAUUGCCCCUGGUAAAAGGUAAUGAUUUUUUUUUCAUAGCCUGGAAUACAAUCACAGAAGGGAAACUUUCUAAGUUAGCAAACCAGCUCUUCCUGACAGAAAUUAUGGGUUCUCACAAAAAUAAAUUUGUCACAUGUUUAGUGUAUACAUUACUGCGACAACUUGAGAACAUACGUGAAAGACUUGAGAAAUAAUCUUCCCCCUUUUUUUCCUCUUUCAGUGCCCUCUCUUUUUCUCAUCAUUUCUACUUCAUAAUGUUUUAAUCACUCUUCAUUACAGAUGAAAAGUGUUGUUGACUGGCGGGGUUUCUACAUGAGAACCUAUGUGUAAGUUACAGAUAUUAUGAUGUCCUUCUUUCAUUCGUACAACUAUUUAGGCCUUCAAGAAAUUGAUCUAGCAUUCUCUGAAGAUUGCCUCCCUGCAUCACAGUUCCGUUUCCAUUGAUUAAAGUAUUUUUCAGUGACAUUGACAUUAUCUGGAUGUCUAAUGGUUUCAAACUUCAUUCAAAUAUAGCCCUGUGGAUGCCUCCAUUGGCCCUAAAUGGGAUGGGGAAAAACCUAGAAAUUGUCCCCUAUGUAGGACUAUUAAUAAUUUAUCUCAUAGAAUGGGGUUAAUAAAGUGCAGAUCAAUUCUACCAUAGUCAUCGGAAUAUCCCUGUAAAAGUCUGCAAAAUUCAGGUGGAUCGCAUUGAAGCAAUAGUGUGGGAAUAUUUGGGUCAUUAUUUUGGUAUCUAAAAAUUUCCAUUUUUAUUUGAAUUUCCAGCUUUGUUGGCAAGCUUAUUGGCCGAUACUAUGAUAACUCUGGAAACCCCACCAAAUAUCUAAAAGGGGUGGAGGCAAAAGCCGCCCGUGGUGCUCAGCUUUUAGAGAAACAGAAACUCGAGGAGGACAAGCUCCCCAGUUGCAACUCGAAAUGGAGUGAGAGAGAUGGAGGGGAGGUAGGCUUCAUCACCGUGCGUGGCUGCUAUUCCGACAACCGUCAUAGAUUGUAUCGAACGAUUAAGUGCCCUUCUUAUUAGGUCUGGUGCGAUUCUGGGUAUCCGAGGCUGGUCCAGAGGCCAUUCGAGAUCGCCUUGACUGGAAGAAUGAGCAAGCGCUGCGUAUGCUUCAAGGAGGAGGAGCUACAGCGGCCCGGCUUGGAGGUCUACAAGGGAUGCGAUCAUCUCUCCAAAUCAUGUCCAGUGUAA